CUUAGAGGGCUGUAACCUUGAAAGCAUAAGUCCAUCUCUUGGCUAUGCUAAUUUAGCACAUCACUUGAGGUUAUUGAUCUUUCCAGAAAUUCUUUUCACUCAGAGUUGCCUAAAUGGAUAUUCAAUCUUAGUUCUCAUGUCCUUAAGAUUGACCUUUCAAGUAAUCAUUUUAUAGGCCAGCUACCAAAUACAUUGCCAAAACUUCAUUCCUUGAAUUUGCUUUACUUGUCUGGUAAUUACUUAAAUGGCUCAAUUCCACAUUGGAUAGGCCAACUUCAGUAUCUUACCGCCCUUUCCAUUGAUGUCAACUAUUUUUCUGGAUCUCUUCCUACAAAUUUGGGAAAUUUGUCAUCCCUAGAGUCCUUGAUGGCAGAGGAAAAUCUCUUCACAGGGGUUGUGUCUGAAAGAAAUUUUGCAAGACUGAAAAAUUUAAAAUUAUUGUAUUUGGGAUCACCAAAUAUCAUCUUUGAUUUUGAUCCCAACUGGAUACCACCUUUCCAACUUGAGGAGCUGUAUCUAGGACCACUCUACCCUACACUUCCUCAAUGGUUAUACACACAGACAUCUCUCAAUGAUCUCAUCAUUGGAAACUCAAUGAUCUCGUUUGAAGCUGAUGAUAAUAAUGACAAGUUUUGGAACUUUGCAUCCACAGUUGUGUUUCUCCAUUUGUACAACAACACAAUAGAAGGGGACUUAUCACAAGUGUUGCUGAAUUCCAGCAACAUAAUUCUGUCAUCAAAUAAUUUCAAAGGUGGUCUACCUCGACUCUCAUCCAAUGUUGUUUUCUUCGAGCUACACAACAGUUCCCUAUCAGGAUCCAUCUCUCAUCUCUUGUGCCAUAGCAAGAAAAGCAACAAUAGGUUGCAGUACUUGGACAUUUCAGAUAAUAAUUUAUCUGGAGGGCUAACAGACUGCUGGAUGAAUUGGAAGUCACUGGUUCAUGUUAAUCUGGGAGGCAACAAUCUUGUUGGCAACAUACCCCCAUCAAUGGCCUUCUUGUCGAAUCUCACUUCACUGCAUCUACAUGAGAAUAACUUGUCUGGGGACAUAUCAUCUUCAUCACUUCAGUAUUGUCGCUCCUUGUCCAUCCUUAAUGUCCGCGAGAAUAGCUUCUCUGGAAACAUACCAAAGUGGAUGCCACUAAGUACAAAGAUCCUCCAGUUAAGGUCCAACAAGUUUGUUAGUAACAUUCCCUCACAGAUAUGUCAAAUGCCUUUCCUCAUUAUUUUGGAUCUUGCAUAUAACAGAAUCUCAGGACACAUACCCAAAUGCCUAAACAACAUCACAUCCUUUGUUGACAUGCAUUAUUCAACCAGUUGGAUUUUCUAUAAUUUCUUUGAUGGGGAGCUCCCAUUUACAGACAUAGACAAUCUUAUAUUGCUUGUAAAAGGUCAACAAUCGAAUUAUGAUUCGAGUCUGAAGCUGAUGCGCAUGGUUGAUCUUUCAAGUAAUAAUCUGACAGGAACAAUGUCUCCACAACUGUUCAGCCUCUCUCAGUUGCAUUUCUUGAACCUAUCCCAUAACAGGCUAACAGGAACCAUACCAAAAGAGAUUGGGAACAUGAAACAACUGGAGUCUCUUGAUUUAUCCCAAAAUGAACUUACGGGACAGAUUCCUGAGAGUAUCCAGUUUGUCUUUCCUCGAUAACUUGAACCUGUCAUUCAAUAACUUGAGCGGCCAAAUCCCAUCAGGGACCCAACUUCAGAGCUUCAGUGAGCUUAGCUAUAUUGGGAAUGCUGAUCUUUGUGGACCUCCCCUUCCCAAAAACUGCUCAAAUCAUGGGGAUGACACAAAGGCUUCGGGUGAGAAUGAUGAUGAUGAUGGUGAUGAAUCAGAUUUUCUGAGCUGCCUCUAUAUGGGCUUAGGAGUUGGCUUUGCUUCAGGCUUUUGGGGAGUUUGUGGUGCCAUUUUCUUCAGUCGCAAGUGCAGACAUGCUUACUUCAGAUUUCUGUAUGACUUGAGAGACCGAUUUUAUGUCCUGCUGCUCACAAAUUUCAACUCCUUUCACUGAUAUCCAAUUCUCUGCAGGUUCUUUUGAAGAACAUAAUACAUAAGAUCUCAUCAGCUGCACCUGCUAUAAAGAUCCAGCAGAUACUUCAUGCAGUGUAUUGCGCUUACAGUAUCACUAGCUAAUUAUUGAAUCCCAAUGUCAGAUUUAUAUUCUAAAAUAAAGCGUAGAUAUAGUUUCUUGGUUUUGAUGCAGAAUAUUGUUUCUCUAAUUAUUUGUGUAAUAUUGCUUACUGGUAUGUGAUGCAUUAAUUAUAUAUAUA
Molecule: messenger RNA, 2270 nt
Organism: Arachis stenosperma
Lineage: Eukaryota; Viridiplantae; Streptophyta; Magnoliopsida; Fabales; Fabaceae
Product: receptor-like protein EIX2
Exons: 2
Coding region: 367-1647 (426 amino acids)
Molecular function (GO): protein binding
Source: RefSeq, a predicted model, not a curated record